AUGGAUAGAGCCAACGUAAUAGAGCAUUUUCUUUUAUCUCGCUGUUCACGGUUUAAUGACAGCGGACAAAUUUUACAAUUUUUAGAGCAGAGAUACUCUUACACGGGACCGCAAAAAAAUUAUCUUGUUUUGGAGCCAACCGAUGGUAGUCAAUAUCAAGAAGAGACCAAACAACAGGAGAAAAAAGACGCUGAAGAAGGGAACAAAUUUCUUUUAGAUAAAAAUUCUUUGGCUUCUGCCACCAGAAAAGACAACAAAUACAGCUCUAUCAAAACAAAAAAUGAGUUUAAGAACUUUACUCGAAAUUCCUUGAGAUUGCAAGAGAAAAUUGCAAAGAAGCUUCAUAAGUUGAGCAAGAAGAAUCCUGGAUUAUUAACGAAAGAUGUGAUUGAUCUGAAAAUAUGCCAGGGAAUCUUAAGAUUUGAAGAUUUUAUAGAAAUGCACGCUCUAUGGAACAAUUACAUUAAAGAAUUACUACAAAACUGUAAGACUGUUGAUGUGAUCACCGCUAAGUUAUCAAGUGCAGAGUUUGUUGGUGCAUACUUCAAGGUCACGCAUUGCACUUGUCCUGACAAUAUUGGGCUGGAAGGCAUUGUCUUAUGGGAGUCGCAGACUUAUAUACUUAUGAUUAUUCCGCGAAGAAACAAUUGGAAAGAUAACAUCAUCAAACAAAAUAUACAGAUUCCUUACUCUGCCAAAGAAUGUAUUGGAGGAUUGAGAAUGAUAUCAAAGAAAAAAACACGCUUUACCUUCAAUAUAGAGGUAGAUGAAGACUCUGUUAUUGACUUCGAGUUUCUUGGUGACAGGAUGUCCAUUAGAAGUUUGGAUAGAGCUAACAAGAAAUUCAAAAGUCAUAAUGUAAAAGACAUUCAGUUGUAA
Pichia membranifaciens NRRL Y-2026 is the source of this 879-nucleotide messenger RNA. RefSeq lists its product as hypothetical. Gene Ontology annotation, biological process: tRNA 5'-leader removal; rRNA processing. Gene Ontology annotation, cellular component: ribonuclease P complex; ribonuclease MRP complex. Gene Ontology annotation, molecular function: ribonuclease P RNA binding. Bases 1 to 879 code for a protein of 292 amino acids. Lineage: Eukaryota; Fungi; Ascomycota; Pichiomycetes; Pichiales; Pichiaceae. The record is from RefSeq and is a predicted model, not a curated record. The transcript has a single exon.